UCCAUAACCUCAAAUUGAGAUAACUUCCAAUAGCAGUUUUAUAAAAGUGAAUAGAAAACGCUUAUUGUUAACAAGUUAUUAUGUCACUCGCGCGACGAGGACAGCAUUGGGGUACAUUCGCCCGCAUUUGGCAUGUGUACGAUGCAAAAUGGCAAGAUCCAUAUAAGAGUGCUGAAAUGUUAAAACAUUAUCUUCUGGGAACGAACAAGCCAAUAUAUCAUCCACUAAACAAUUGCGGCGAUCAUGUAGUAGUAAUAAACAGCAAGGAAAUUGCCUUACGUGGAGACGAGUGGCAAAAACGUGUAUACUUUCAUCAUACUACAUAUCAUGGAGGUGCCACUUGGACUCUUGCAUGGGAAUUACAUUCUAAGGAUCCAACUUUGAUUGUAGAAAAAGCUGUAUACAGAGCAUUACCGAAGAACUUACAACGAAGGCACAAUAUGCAAAGAUUACACAUAUUCCCAGAUGAAAAGAUACCUGAAGAUAUGUUAAAAAAUAUUAGUAAUCAAAUCAAACAACUAAGGGAUGUCCCUGUACGACUAAAUCAUAUUCCAAAAACGGAAAUAGAUAGCUUUCCACAACUUUUAAGAUAUCCUAAAAAUCAUAUUCUUAAAUAAGUUUAAUACUAUAUGAUAAUAUAGUCAAAUAAUAAUAUAUAUUUAUACUGUAUAUAUUAAUACCAAAACCU
This is a messenger RNA of Mycetomoellerius zeteki, 688 nucleotides long. RefSeq names its product mitochondrial ribosomal protein L13 (gene mRpL13). Gene Ontology annotation, molecular function: structural constituent of ribosome; mRNA binding. The record is from RefSeq and is a predicted model, not a curated record. Bases 81 to 617 code for a protein of 178 amino acids. Gene Ontology annotation, biological process: translation; negative regulation of translation. Gene Ontology annotation, cellular component: mitochondrial large ribosomal subunit; ribosome. The transcript is spliced from 4 exons. Lineage: Eukaryota; Metazoa; Arthropoda; Insecta; Hymenoptera; Formicidae.